UCUCAACAAAAGCUAUAAAGAAUCAGCGAUCAGUGGAGAACGAAGAAAACAAUUUUAAAAAAGGAAUUUUCAGACAUUUGUUUCUGAACAGACAGCAGAUCUUUGUGAUUCUAAUGGUGAUUCAGUUUUGAAACCAUCGUUCAGAAAGUGAAAGUAAAGUUCAGAUCGCAGGAGCUCAAACAGUGAGAAUGGCUUCAGCAGCUGAAGAUGAUUAUAUCUGUCCUGUGUGCUGUGAAAUCUUCAAGGCUCCUGUUCUUUUAUCAUGUAGUCACAGUUUCUGUAAAGAGUGUCUUCAACAGUUCUGGAGAACCAAGGAUACUCCGGAGUGUCCUGUCUGCAGGAGAAGGUCCUCAAGAGAAGAACCACCAUAUAAUCUCGCAUUAAAAAACUUGUGCGAGUCGUUCCUGAAGGAGAGAAAUGAGAGACAUUCAUCUGAGGAGAUCUGCAGUUUACACAGUGAGAAACUCAAACUCUUCUGUCUGGAGGACAAGCAGCCGGUGUGUUUAGUGUGCAGAGAUUCACAACAACAUGACAAUCAUAAAUUCAGACCCAUCAGUGAAGCGGUUUCAUCAUAUAAGGAGGAGCUCAAUGCAGCAUUGAAGUUCUUACAAGAGAACCUAAAACACAAUAAAACAAUGAAAGGAGAGUUUGAGAAAACAGUUCAACACAUCAAGUCUCAAGCUGAGCACACAGAGGCUCAGAUUAAACAGCAGUUUGAGAAGCUUCAUCAGUUUCUCAGAGAUGAAGAAGAAGCUACAAUCACUGCACUGAGAGAGGAAGAGGAGCAGAAGAAGCAGAAGCUGGAGGAGAUGAACAGACACAUCUCAGCUCUUUCACACACAAUCAAAGACAUGGAGGAGAUGAUGAGAGCCAGUGACGUCUGCUUUCUGAAGGAGUUUCCAGUCUCAAUGGAAAGAGUCCAGAUCUCAUCACAGCCGGAUCUACAGAUGCCUUCUGGAGCGUUGAUUCAUGUGCCGCGUUAUUUGGGCAACCUGCCGUUCAGAGUCUGGAAGAAGAUGCGGGACAUCAUCCCGAAAACUCCUGUGAUUCUGGAUCCAAACACUGCGAAUCCAUGGCUUGUCCUGUCUGAUGAUCUGACCAGUGUGAGAAACUGCAGGAACAAACAACCUCUUCCUGAUAAUCCAGAGAGAUUUGACUUCUAUCCCUGUGUUCUGGGUUCAGAGGGGUUUAACUCAGGAACACACUGCUGGGAUGUGGAGGUUAAAGAGAGUCAACGCUGGUGUCUUGGAGUAACUACAGCAUCAAACCUGGGGAAGGGAUGUGAUUUCUUCAACACUGAUGUCUGGAGUGUGGAGUAUCAUCUGUCGGGACGGUAUAUAGGUUCUGGUUUUCGGGUUAAACGGCAGCUUGAUCGUGUGAGAGUGUAUCUGGACUAUGACAGAGGAACGGUGUCAUUCUCUGAUUCUGUAACUAACACACAUCUCCACACAUUCACAGCCACCUUCACUCACACACUCUUCCCAUUCUUCUAUUGUUUUGACUCUCUGAGGAUCUUACCGUUCAAUAGUCAGUAAACGUUACUCUUGUAGGUCUGGAUCUUCCUGCUUUUACCAUGUUACCAAUAUUUCAUACAUAUCUCAUGAGUAAGAGUGCUGUUGAUCUGAAUAUCAGUAUGGUGGCUGUG
This is a messenger RNA of Sinocyclocheilus grahami, 1645 nucleotides long. RefSeq names its product tripartite motif-containing protein 35-like. Gene Ontology annotation, molecular function: protein binding; zinc ion binding. Bases 189 to 1535 code for a protein of 448 amino acids. The transcript has 6 exons. The record is from RefSeq and is a predicted model, not a curated record. Lineage: Eukaryota; Metazoa; Chordata; Actinopteri; Cypriniformes; Cyprinidae.